Cyclospora cayetanensis is the source of this 1911-nucleotide messenger RNA. RefSeq names its product regulator of chromosome condensation. Gene Ontology annotation, cellular component: cytoplasm. The record is from RefSeq and is a predicted model, not a curated record. Gene Ontology annotation, molecular function: guanyl-nucleotide exchange factor activity. The transcript is spliced from 8 exons. NCBI's taxonomy places the organism in Eukaryota, Apicomplexa, Conoidasida, Eucoccidiorida, Eimeriidae.
AUGAACGGCGCGCAUAUUCCAGAGGCUGUCGCUGCUGCGACUUCCCCGCCAUCGAAUGGGGUGGCCCUUGUUGCAGCCUCGGCAGUUGUAGAGGACUGCAUCGAAGCGGCAUCGACUGCAGUGGCUGUCGCAGCACCGUGUGAGGCUGCACGUCAAGCAGUCACAUCGGCAGACGCGCCAGCAAAUGCCGUCGCAGCACCCGCAAGCGGUCCUUGGAAGUGCAGUGUCUGCCUUGUCUCGAACGAGGCCACAUGCGAUGUCUGCCCUUGCUGUGAAACUGGAAGAGACGGAUCGAGACAAGUGCCGAAGGCAUCCCCUGCCCUCUCGUCGGGCAGCGGUGGGAGCAGUGUGUUUUUGGAGGGGCUUUUUGAGGGGGAGACGAAGAAUGGCAUUCCUCGGAAGAGUGCUGGAUUUACACCGGUGCUUGAUUCGGCAGCCACGGCAGCAUGUGUAUUCUCGCUUCAGUCGCGACAGCACCAGCAAAAAGAAGAGGAGGAAGAGAAGCAGCGACGGCAACAGCAGAAGAAACAGCAGGAAGAAGAAGCGGCUACGCGGCUGGAAAUCCCCGUGUUGUCUGCAGCCCAGCCUCUCAGCGCAGUGUACAUGAUGGGAUCGGGGGAGCUCGAGCAGAUCCCCUUCUUCACCCCUGAGGAAGAGGGGGGGGGCGAAGUAAUGCAGCCUCGCUUGAUUCCACUGCAAGCACAGAUGCAAGUGGUGGGCGCUGCUAGCGGUGCUCUUCACACGGUGCUGCUGCUGGCCAGUGGUGCAUGCUGCUCCUUCGGAUGCAACGAUGAAGGAGCGCUUGGGAGGCUCUGCAAAGACACUCCAGCAAACGAACCAGGGCUGGUGGAACUGCCGGAUGCGGCUGUCUCGGUGGCAUGUGGCGAUUCGCAUUCGGCCUUUGUGACUGCGCAAGGAAGGUUGCUGCUGUGUGGCUCUUAUCGCGCCUGUGGGGAGGAUCACACUGUCGCUCUGGAGAGAGGGGGGGAGGCUAUAUGGCUAUGGGGUAGCAAUGACUUUGGUCAGCUUGCUGUUGGCUCGGCCGGAGCUUCUGCCUCCGCUGCAGCAGCUGCCGUGUUAGACGCUAACAGUGGAGCGGCUGCUGCAGCGGCGAAAGCUGCUGAAGUAGCGGCAUCCGACGCUGCGCAGGAGGAGAAACAGCGUCUCCUAGAGCCCACCAGGCGACCGCUUGAGAGCCUCGGCCUCUCUGACGAAAUGCAAGCGAUUACUGCAGUGUACUGCGGCCGUUGCACAACGUUCAUUGCUGCGUCGCCAAAGGCAGCAGCGGGAGCGACUCCAGAAGCGAGCGAGACGUUUCUCUUUGCCUGUGGUCGUAACACGCAGGGAGAGCUUGGUCUGUGGCUUUCGGAGCAGCAAGCUCCUCCGGGGGAGCAGGCUGUGGUGUGACGGGGCUCAACGGCAUGCGUGCCUUCUGGCAAUCCGCGGCUGCUGCCGCUCUGCGAUGGAGAACUGGGUAUUCGUUUUCGGUGGAUCGGGUGCGGCAGCGAUCACGCCCUUGCCGUCUCGCGCUCGGGGUGUCUGUACACCUGGGGAGCCGGGCAGAACUACCAGCUAGGAACAGGCGACGAUCCGGUGCUUCUCCCUUCGCCUGCUCGAAUUGAUCCGCAGAAUUUCAAGAAUCAAUGCGUUCUCCAGGCGUGCGGCGGUGCACAGCACUCGACGGUAUUGGCGUGGUCAGGCAGCUAUGCAGAGGUGCUGCAGCAGCAAGAGAGGCAGCCAACAGCCGAGCAGGCAGUAGCUGCGGCUGCUGAAGAGGAGCGCAAGGAAGGCGAUCAACAGCUGAAGCGGCCUCUAGAAGAGGCUGCUGCUACGACGGCAGCCAAGGAAGCGUCGCCACCACCUAAGAAGGCGAAACGUCAGUUGGUGUUCACGCGCUGGAGCUGCUGCUGA